Molecule: messenger RNA, 792 nt
Organism: Coprinopsis cinerea okayama7#130
Lineage: Eukaryota; Fungi; Basidiomycota; Agaricomycetes; Agaricales; Psathyrellaceae
Exons: 5
Coding region: 1-792 (263 amino acids)
Source: RefSeq, a predicted model, not a curated record
AUGUCAUCCUACAUGCCUGGAGGUGUCCCUGAGCAAAGUAUCCCACUGAUCUGGAUCCGCUGGAUCCAUCGGCGUUACCGAAUCCAUGAAGGGUCACAAGGCGAGUCGAAAGGACGUUUAGUCUACUUUCAGACCGUGACAGACCCCCGCAACGACGUUUGGUCUAGUUUUCGGGUUGAGGCAGCGGGCGCAUCUGAUUCACCACGCUUGGCCUACAUGACCUGCCGGACGCCGGACCAGGACACCCCGGGGGUGUCGAGAUGGGCGAGAUUUACAGGAAGUAGGCCUAUGAAAGCAGUCAGUCACGCUUCCAAGAACCACAACCGCCACAGAGUGACCAGCAAACGGAAACCCGGCCCCUCUGGCGUGACACGACAGAAUCCUCCAAGACGACAAUAUGUCAAGUCCUGGUUGAGCGGACCAGCAGGCGUCGUCCACCAGAGACAUGGCACCGAUAGCGCUAAUAUCAGCGCAGCCGUUGGCGAUAACAGCACUAACCUCAGCCCAACUCCUCCAAAUCGGAAGUUGGUGCUUAACGUCGUACUUGGCGCUGGACUUGAAGUUCGAUUUUACUUGAAGGCAAAGUGCAACAGCUCGCCCGCGCGUCUCCAAAGGGGAAUCUGUCCUGUCAAACAGCUGGUCAGCAACUUGCGAGCCACGAAACUAAGGCUUGAUCAAGGCGGCAGUUGUCAGCCUCCCAUAUGUAACGAGACCCUACCGGCGUGGGCUGGCCACGAAGGGUACAAAGAGGACGAGCGUGGUGUAGCGAAGUACUACGGGAAGAAACUAUAG